AUGACGAACCCGUUCCAUGGUUCUGCACAUUACACGGAAUCAAACACACCUGCGGGAAGCUCUGGUCUUCUGCCGCGCCGCUUUUCCUACGCUUCAGUCGUUUCCGGAGCACCACCAAACCAUAACCCGCCCUACCUCUCCCAUCCCGGCCGAACUUCCGUCAUCUCCCAGAUCCUCAACAACUCCGACGACAUCACCUUCGAGCCGGCCUCGGCUUACCACGAUUCGAGCAGGAGCGGCGACAUGGACGCAGACAGGAAUGGUGCCAGUCUGAACGGCGCGUCCACGCGGUUGUCGCGGGGUGCCAACAACCUGCCGUCCUUUUCGAGGGUCUUUGAUAUGUUCAUGACGAACUCGUCAAGCGAGAAUGGGGGAUCAGGCGGCGCAAGUGGACACGGCGGUUUCUUUGUGCCAUCGUAUUUGACUGGAUCGACAUACGUACAGCGGCUAGAGGAGGCGCACUUUGCAAAGGUACAGGCGCAGAAGGAGUCCCAGACGGCCCAGGCACAGCCCGGCGGAAACCUGACGACGAGCGCGAGCAGCGUCAGUCUUCACAGCAAGCCGACUUCCCAUCGAGGAGUGAAUUACGACGUCAUUGAAAAGGCUACCGCGUUCGAGGACGAUGAGGCGUUUACCCCGUUACCUACGAGGUGGAAUAGGGACGACAAGUACGGUGCUCUCGAUAUUCUUUCAGACGGGCUCGAAGUUCGGUACAUUGGGCCCCGGGGCCAGACGGAGCGGGACCACGAGGCGUUCAGUAUACGUGCAGACAACCCUAUGCCUCCACAAUGCGGUAUCUAUUACUUCGAGGUUCAGGUUUUGUCUGGCAAAAGGGAUGACAUGACGAUUGGCAUCGGGUUCUCAGCCAAGACGGUGGCCCUCUCGAGACCUCCAGGCUGGGAGCCGGACUCGUGGGGCUACCACAGCGACGAUGGCCACUGUUACGCUGGGCAGAAUGGCGGUAAGAACUAUGGGCCUCCGUUCACUGCGUCUGAUGUGAUCGGCUGUGGUAUCAACUUUCGCACUGGCUGUGCUUUCUUCACAAAGAACGGCCACAUGUUGGGCACUGCUUUCCGCGAAAUCGGAAAGGGCAGCAGUCUCUACCCAACGGUCGGUCUUAAGAGGUCAGGAGAGCAUGUUCGUGUCAACUUUGGCCAAACACCCUUCGUUUUCGACAUUGAGGGCAUGAUGACGAAAGAAAAGGAGCGCAUCCAGAGAGAGAUCUCGGAGACAAGUACAGCAAGCUUAGCGCCAGCAAUGAACGAGACAGAACUGAUACAGGCGCUUGUCCUGCAAUUCUUGCAGCAUGACGGUUAUGUGGAAACAGCGAGGGCAUUCGCGGAGGAAAUCAACGCAGAAAAGAAGGCACUCAGUCUUGACCCGAAUGCUCCCAUUGAAGGAAUUAAUGUUAAGGACGACGAGCAUGCCAAUAAGCGGCAGAGAAUCAGGAGAGCUGUGCUAGAAGGCGACAUCGAUAGGGCGCUGAAGCACACCAACGCCUUUUACCCCCAAGUUCUCAAGGAUAACGAGCAGGUUUACUUCCGGCUUCGCUGUCGCAAGUUCAUCGAGAUGGUCCGAACGGCGGCCGAGAUGAGGGCUGCGUCAGAAUCCAAGAAGAGCAACGGUCACGGCGGUGAUCUAGGCGCCCAAGCCAUGGAUCUUGACGCUAAUGGCAACGAGAACGGCACGUGGGAUCAGAUGGACACUGAAGAUUCCAACGAACCAACUGUCGAUAUCAACGAGCUCGAGAUAGCAACUCUGCUCUACGGCCAGGAGCUUCACGCCGAGUUCAAGAACGACCCUAGGCGGGAGGUGACGAAGCACCUGGCAGACAUCUACGCGCUCCUUGCCUACGCAAACCCGCUCAAGGAGAAGGACGUUGCACACCUGCUGGAUAGGAAAGGUCGACUCGCGGUGGCAGAGGAGCUCAACUCCGCGAUAUUAUUAUCACUGGGCAAAUCCUCUCGUGCUGCGCUCGAAAAGGUCUACGCCCAGACGAGCGUACUUCUUGACGAUUUGCGGGAAAACGGCGGACCAGGCGCCUUUGUUUCCUUACAGGACGUCAUCGAAGAUAUCCCCAAGUCCCAGCCUUUCUAG
Colletotrichum phormii is the source of this 2097-nucleotide messenger RNA. Its product is annotated as SPRY domain-containing protein. The record is from RefSeq and is a predicted model, not a curated record. The transcript has 6 exons. The coding region runs from base 1 to 2097 and encodes 698 amino acids. Gene Ontology annotation, molecular function: protein binding. Lineage: Eukaryota; Fungi; Ascomycota; Sordariomycetes; Glomerellales; Glomerellaceae.